Messenger RNA from Striga hermonthica, 1554 nucleotides. NCBI's taxonomy places the organism in Eukaryota, Viridiplantae, Streptophyta, Magnoliopsida, Lamiales, Orobanchaceae. The record is from the annotation of a GenBank genome assembly.
AUGGAAAUAUUGUACAAUGGCAUAGCAGUACUGUUUUGUGCUGUUAUUUACAUAUCGUUUAAUGCAUGGAAGUUUUUCGACUGGGUAUGGGUGAAGCCAAGAAAGUUGGAAAAAUGGGCGAGAGAACAAGGUUUUAACGGAAACUCGUACAGGUUUCUGGUUGGCGAUUACAAAGAAAUGGCGCUGAUGGCCAAAGAGACGCAGUCGAAGCACAUACUCGUUUCUGAUGAUAUUGUGCCACGAGUCAUGCCUUUCGUCUCCCAAUCCGUAAAACGCCAUGGUGAAAAUUGCUUCAUAUGGUUUGGUCCAAAGCCUGCAUUAUUUAUCUCAGAACCUGAUUUGAUCAAAGAAAUUCUGUCAAACAAUUAUGUUUUUCAGAAAACUUCCACUCCAUUAGAUAAAUUAUUAGCACAAGGCUUAGCUGCUUAUGAAAAAGAUAAAUGGGCAAAGCACAGAAGGCUCAUAAAUCCUGCUUUUCACCUGGAGAACCUCAAGAAUAUGGUUCCAUCGUUUUACCUGAGUUGUGCCGACAUGCUGAAGAAAUGGGAAGAUAUUGCACGGGAAGAAGGCGGGUCGCAUGAAGUGGACGUGUGGCCUUAUCUCCAGACCAUGUCGAGUGAUGCAAUUUCGCGUACUGCAUUUGGCAGUAACUACGAAGAUGGUAAAAAGAUUUUCCAACUGCUUAAAGAACAAUCUGCGCUCGUCAUGCAGGCUUUGUUAAACCUAUACGUCCCCGGAUGGAGGUUCUUGCCAACAAAGACUAACAGAAGAAUGAAGAAAAUUGGCAAGGAAGUAGAAUCAUUGAUACUAGGCAUCAUUAGUAGAAGAAUGAGAGAAAUUGAAGCAGGGGAGGGUAGUUCAAAUGACUUGCUCGGGAUACUGUUGGAGUCGAAUUUGAAGGAAAUCCAACACAACGGGGACGGGUAUGGAAUGAGCAUGAAGGAGGUGAUUGAGGAGUGUAAGCUUUUCUACAUUGCCGGGCAGGAGACGACGUCCUCAUUGCUCGUGUGGGCCAUGGUUUUAUUAAGCAAACAUCCCGACUGGCAAGUGCUUGCUAGAAACGAGGUCCUUUCCAAUUUAAGAGAUGAUCGACCGAGCUUUCAAGCGUUGAACCACCUCAAAAUUGUGAACAUGAUUCUUUACGAGGUCCUGAGACUGUAUCCACCGAUAGUCAUGAUGAGUCGAAGGAUCGACAAGGAAACUAAGGUGGGAAAGGUGACCCUGCCAUCUGGAAUCGAGGUUUUCCUACCAACUCUUUUGGUGCACCAUGACACGAGAUUAUGGGGUGAGAGUGCGAAAGAUUUCGAUCCUCAGAGGUUUCACCAAGGAGUAGCUAAGGCGACAAAGGGAAAACUCACAUACUUCCCGUUCGGCGGUGGGCCCCGCAUAUGCAUCGGCCAGAACUUUGCUAUGUUAGAGGCCAAAAUGGCGUUAGCUAUGAUUGUAAAAAGGUUUUCUUUCGAGCUUUCUCCGGCCUACACACACGCUCCGGAUAUGGUGGUCACACUCCAACCUCAGUUUGGUGCGCACUUGAUCCUGCAUAAGCUUAGUUAG